AUGACUAAAUCGUCCCACUGUCAAGCCUUUACAGUAAUUAAUGGUGAAAGUGGAGCUACCUCCACCGCCUUCGCCCACUGUCGGAAAAGCAGCGAUCUCUUAAGUCUCCAACUCAAUUCUCAGGUCGUCCCUCAAGAAUAUUCAGCUCCUCGUGAGGCUCGUCACCACGUACCGAGACUACCAGACGAGUACCUGAAAAAGAAAAAAAAAAACAUAAAUCGACUUAUAAUUACGAUACUCGAACGAGAUCUUAAAUAUGCAAUGCAUGUUUCGUAUAAACCUUCUGGAAGAAGCUUGUGGGCACCAGUAGACAGCUCAUUAAGAGUCACUAAAGCGAGUGCAUUGGGCAAAGGCUUAGUGAGCUGCUCGGAUAAAGGAGUGAUAAUUCCCAUGCUGAUGUCUAUCAACCGUUUGAGGGCUAAUCUCUGGUAA
Molecule: messenger RNA, 432 nt
Organism: Striga asiatica
Lineage: Eukaryota; Viridiplantae; Streptophyta; Magnoliopsida; Lamiales; Orobanchaceae
Source: the annotation of a GenBank genome assembly